AUGAUUCUGCAGAUGUUGGUGAAGAGGACAGCUUCUUGGGACAGACUUCUGCUAGCCCCAAUCCACCACAGACUUUCAGCUAUUUUUCUCAAGUCCCUACUAGCAGUGAUCCAUUUGGAAGUAUUGGGCAACAAUCCUUAACAGCUGUUGCACCACCAGCCUUCUCCAAGCCUCCAACUUCACUUCCACUUGUGUCUGGGUCUCAGGAAGGGCAAAAUGCCUUCUCACCACAUAUUCCCAAGUCACAGUCUUCUUACAGUGCACCACCUACUUCACAGGUGGGAAUGACAACUUAUCAGACUCCUCAGCAGAGCUGUCCCCCACCUGCAAACACAUCUCUUCCCCAAGGAACAUCUCCGCAGGGGUAUAACCCCUACCGGCACACCACCCUGAGCAGCAGAGCUAACCCAUACCUUACGCCGCCGCAGCUGCAACAGAAUCACACACCUGCUCACCCGCCAUCCUCUGUACCACCGGUCCAGAUGUAUCAGACACCUCCAGGGCCAUUGACACAGUUUCCACAGUCUCAGUCACAGCCCCAAGCUCCCAGACCCGCAGGUCCUCUGGUCCAGGCACCUCCUGUUUUGCUGCAGAACCAAUAUGAGCCAGUGCAGCCACACUGGUUCUACUGUAAGGAGGUGGAGGACAAGCAAAUAUGGAUGCCAUUCAGCAUUCUGGAUUCUGCAAAACUGGAGGAAGUAUAUAAUUCUGUCCAGCCUGAUCCCGAGAGCGUGGUUCUGAGCACUGAUGGGGGACGCUAUGAUGUCUACCUGUAUGACAGAAUGAGGAAAGCUGUUUACUGGGAGGAAGAGCCUUCUGAAGUGAGACGAUGCAUGUGGUUUUAUAAGGGAGACAAGGAUAGCCGGUUUAUUCCUUACACUGAGGAUUUUAGUGAUAAGCUGGAGGCAGAAUAUAAAAGGGCUGUAACUACCAAUCAAUGGCAUCGGAGACUUGAAUUCCCGAAUGGGGAGACAAUUGUUAUGCAUAAUCCCAAGGUCAUAGUUCAAUUCCAACCUUCUGCCACACCAGAUGAAUGGGGCACCACUCAAGAUGGUCAGGCAAGACCGAGGGUAGUAAAACGUGGAAUUGAUGAUGACCAUGAUGAAAUUCCUGAUGGAGAAGUGUCCCAAAUUGACCAUCUAGUAUUUAUGGUUCAUGGCAUAGGUCCUGUAUGUGACUUGAGAUUUAGAAGCAUUGUUGAAUGUGUUGAUGAUUUUAGGACUGUUUCUCUGAAGUUGUUGCAGACUCACUUUAAGAAGUCUUUAGAGGAACGCAAAGUGAGCAGGGUGGAAUUCCUCCCAGUUCACUGGCAUAGUUCUCUGCAUGGAGAUGCAACAGGUGUAGACAGGAACAUAAAAAAAAUCACUUUGCCGAGCAUUGGUCGCCUGCGCCACUUCACCAAUGAAACCCUGCUUGACGUACUGUUUUACAACAGCCCCACCUACUGUCAGACCAUUGUGGAUAAAGUAGGGAUGGAAAUGAAUCGUUUGUACGCGCUUUUCAUGAGUCGCAACCCGGACUUCAAAGGAGGAGUCUCUGUGGCUGGGCACAGUUUAGGUUCCUUAAUUCUGUUUGACGUAUUGUCUAACCAGAAGGACUUAGCUUCAUCAGUAAAUAGUGGACCGUUCUCUGGUGUUAAUGGGACUGUAAAGGAUGUGGCUGGUCAUGAUAAACAGAUGACUGAAGAUACCAGUUCCUUGGGCUCCUCAAUUACUACUUCUGGUGAUGACCUUUGUGAGCCUGAAGUAGAUGAUGAUGUUCCUACUUUGCAGAAGACUCUGGAAAUGCUUAGUUUGUCAGAGUAUGCAAGCACAUUCGAAAAGGAGCGAAUUGACAUGGAGUCUCUGCUGAUGUGUACAAUUGAUGACCUGAAGGAAAUGGGAAUACCUCUUGGACCAAGAAAGAAACUAGCUAAUUUUGUAAAAGACAGAGCAGCCAAGCAGGAACAAAAGAAAGCAGCAGCAGAAAAGAAAGCAGUGCUGGCUGCCACACUCCAAACUCAAGAUGAUGCCCAGAAAGCAAAAGAGACUGUUACUUCUGUCUCCCCUUCAGAGUCUGGUCAGGUGCACUCAAAGAGGAAGCUUGCAGUUGGUGCAUCGGUUUCUUCUGUGAGCAUUGAUUAUGAGUAUUUUGAAGUCGGAACUGGCCAGGUUUCUGUGGUUCACUGUGCAUUGGACUUUGAACCAGAUAUUUUCUUUGCUCUUGGUUCUCCUAUUGGUGUGUUCCUUACUGUGAGAGGUGUGGAGAAGAUUGAUGAAAACUACAGACUUCCUACCUGCAAGGGCUUCUUCAAUAUCUAUCAUCCACUUGAUCCAGUAGCAUACAGGUUAGAACCAAUGAUUAUUGAAGACAUGGAUUUAAAACCAGUUCUUAUUCCGCAUCACAAAGGCAGAAAAAGACUUCAUCUGGAGCUGAAAGACUCUCUCUCUCGUAUGGGAUCUGAUCUGAAACAGGGUUUUAUUAGCUCUUUGAAGAGCGCAUGGCAGACCCUGAAUGAAUUUGCACGUGCUCAUACAUCUUCAACUCAGCUACAAGCAGAACUGGAGAAGGUAGCUAACCAAAUUAAAGAGGAAGAAGAAAAGCAAGUGGUAGAAGCUGAAAAGAUCACUGAAAGUCCAGACCCUCCAAAAGAUGAAGAUUUUUCAGUGAAGGUUGGAAUGCUAAAUGGAGGACGUCGUAUUGAUUAUGUUCUACAAGAAAAACCAAUAGAAAGCUUCAAUGAAUACCUUUUUGCUUUACAGAGUCACUUGUGCUACUGGGGAUCUGAAGACACUGCCUUGCUGUUUCUCAAAGAAAUAUACAGGACUAUGAAUAUCAGUCCUGAGCAGCCACAGCAUUGA
Pterocles gutturalis (yellow-throated sandgrouse) is the source of this 2840-nucleotide messenger RNA. RefSeq names its product SEC23 interacting protein (gene SEC23IP). The annotation marks the transcript as partial. The record is from RefSeq and is a predicted model, not a curated record. Gene Ontology annotation, cellular component: COPII-coated ER to Golgi transport vesicle. Gene Ontology annotation, molecular function: protein binding; metal ion binding. The transcript is spliced from 17 exons. Gene Ontology annotation, biological process: endoplasmic reticulum to Golgi vesicle-mediated transport. Lineage: Eukaryota; Metazoa; Chordata; Aves; Pterocliformes; Pteroclidae.